UACGUCUUCCCCGUGUUAUUUCUUCCAUUUUUGUUCUCCCUGUAGACGGGCCUCUCCUCCUUCUAGGCAGGCCCCUCCCCAGCCCAGAAGAGCCUCUCCGGGCGGAGCGCGUCCCACAAGAUCAAAAAGCCCAGUGAAGAGCACCGUACACACCCACAACUCACGCACAACGGACAAAAGCUCGAGCACAAGCCCACGCACACGCACACACACACAGGGACAAGACGCUAAGAGUUGACGAGUGAGAGUAGCAAGCGUAUAAAAGAGCAAUGAGUGACUUUUGGGAAAACAACAAGGACUCCAUCAAGAAGGGAAGCUUGAGUGCGAUGAAGACCACUGGUAAAUACACCUGGGCUGGUACUAAAGCACUGUCGAAGGCCGGCUAUAACGCAGCGAAGAACUCUGGUGAUAACGGUGGCUCCAGCAAGAGCGGUGGUGAUGGUGAAAGCGGUGGCGAUGGUGAAGAUGGCGACGGCUCUGGCUAUGUCGGGAGCACAAGAAGCCUGAACAGUCUUGGUGAUGUUGAAAGGUUCCCACCGCCUCCGCUGAAGCCAGGACAGAAGCAGUACCACAGCGAGAAGCACGCACAUGCUGGUACACCAACUGGGGUUUAUGAGCAGGGUGCUGUUGUUCCACAGGCUGGUGCUGGUCAGAGUGGGAUGCCGACACCAGGGGCCCAGUCUGUGCAGUAUCAACAGCCAGUGGGUCAAUCGGCUCAGCCUGUGCAGUAUCAACAGCCUGUGCAGUAUCAACAGCCUGUUCAAUAUCAACAGGCGGCGGGACAACCCGUUCAGUAUCAACAGCCAGUGGGACAACCUCUUCAGACUGCUCAGCCUGUGCCAUACCAACAACCAAUUGUACAGCCGGUGCAAAAUGUUCAAGCUGCUCAGUAUCAACAACCAGUAUCUGCUCAAGCACAAGCACCACAGCUACAGCAAAGGGCUGUUCCACCUCCACCUCCAAGAAAUGGAAGUGUUACUGCUCAACAGGUGCCUGUGCAACAAGUUCCAGGCCAGACCAUCACCGUGCCUCCAACACAGGUUACCGUGGGUUCAACAACGCUGAACUUGCCUUCUUACAAUGUUGAUAAACAAAAGGCCAUGAAUCUCUCUGGGCAACUGAUGUCCCAAGUAUUGCAGUCACAGCAGACCAAUGGUCAAAAUGUCCAAGUCGAGCAGCAACAAGGUCAGCAACAAGGUCAGCAACCUCAGAUACAGGUGCAAGGACAGCAGUUUCAACUACCUAGUGCACAGGCAUUGAAUCAAUUUGCUCAAGUAGCAUCCAAUGUUCAGAUUCAACAGCAACCACAGCCACAACAGCAACCGCAGGGACAAGAUAAUCAACAGAGUGUUCAGCAAUCCAGUGGAUCAACACAGUUUGGAGUUCCGAAUGCUCAGUUGAUUGGUCAAAUCGCUCAAGUGGCCUCCAGUAUUAACGUGCAACAGCAGCAACAGCAGCAACAGCAGUCACAACCGGUACAGCAACCAGUACAGCAACCAGUACAGCAACCAGUACAGCAACCAGUACAACAACCAGUACAACAGCAGCCAAUCCAAGAGGUUCAACAAUCUGCUGUCUUUGAUUACAGUACUUCUUACUAUCAAGGUGCAACUUCUGGUCCUCCUGGUCAACAAGCUGUAAUGGAGGAGUCUAUUCAACAAGAAACUGUUUAUCAACAACCGCAACCAAUUCUACAACAGUUCCAGCCUCCUCAACCACAGCUUGGUCAACAGCCUGCUAAUACAGCACCAUCACCUCCUCCAGUGGCCACGAGGGAUUACAAUAGAGCUGCCGUUCAACCUCCUGCUUCACUAUCAACGCAGCAGCAACAGACAAUUCAACCUCAACAAACAUCAUACUUUCCCCCUCAACAAACUCCAAUUCAAGAGGUUUCCACUCCUAUGACACCAAGUGCACCUGUUGCACCAAGUUUAGCAUCACCAUUGCAUACUCCCUCAACCCCUGCUAUCACUACAAAUAUACCAAAUUAUCCUGCUCCACCUAAGAGGGUCGAUAUUCCAAGUGGUGGUGGUACAGUUGUUGGAACUACUUCUGGGCCAGUCAAUGAAGAGUCCAGUGAGACUACAAAGGCAGCUGAACCUGUAGAGGAACCCGUUUCCAAAGGAAUUGCCGGUACCUAUGACUACAAGAUUGAUGUCAAAUUUGCACCACCGCCACCACCAUCUAUAAAUCGAGGCGAAGCUGCUAGUAGACCAUCAUAUUCUUCGUCUCACUCAAAGACUUCUGUGCAUUCCAGCUCGAGGCCAUUACCAACACGCAUCACAUCAAGUUCACCCACCAUUUCAACAACCUCUUCUCCUGGAAGCUCGCUAUCACCAGACAACUCUGGUCGUCAGCUACCACCACCUCCCCCAGCCAGAACAACAUCGCAAGCAACCACACCAGUCACAAAUUUCUUGCCACCUCCUAGACCAACAAACCCAUUGACCCACCAGGUGAAUGAGAUCCAUCAUCAUCAGCAGCAGCAGCAUGGUCAAUACACUUUACAUCAAACAGAGCCAAUUGCGGCCCCAUCUUACACUGAAGCUACAAAUGAACUCGAACAGUUGCCUUUACAGCAGCAGCACAUCACAACUUCUUCGUUUGCACCACCACCAAAACCAUUUAGAAGGUCUCAAUCUCCAAUGGAGUCUCCAGCUGUUGUGGAAGCUCCAGUUGAAUUAUCUCAACCAGUGGAACAGGUGACAGAACAGGUGAUAGAGCAGGUGACAGAACCAGCACAGCACUACGAAGAGCCAGAAUUAGACGUCUCUGAAGUGUCCAUCUCUGGCGAAGCUGCAGUUGAAGAAGCUAAACCAAGACUCAAACCAAACGUUCCAUCUAAGCCAGUGUUUGACGUGACCUCUGAACUUGCCAACGUCAAGUUAAAACACGUUGGUGGUAAGCCUAAACCACCUAUUCCGUCUGGUUCGAAACUUAUUGUUCCAGCUAAGAAACCAGAGGUGGCAGCAAAGCCAGUGGCAUCUUUGAACAAGCCAAAACCAGUGGUUCCCUCGCAUAAGCCGGUGACUCUGCCUGUGAUAAAGCCACACGAGGUAAAGAAGACCCCACCACCACCAGUCAAGCCCAAACCAGAUGCACUCAAGAAGGCACCACCACCUGUUAAACCAAAACCUAUAGCCUUGGAGUCGCGUCCUACCACUGAUAGCAUUACAAAGAACACGUCCUUCAACUCGGGCGUUGAUGCUAGUUCUCAACAGGAUGACGAUAACCCAUUUACAAGGUACCUGAAGGCUGCUGUUCCACAGGAGAAGGACAGGUUCCAUAGAAGAUGAAGAGUGC
Williopsis jadinii is the source of this 3303-nucleotide messenger RNA. RefSeq lists its product as uncharacterized. NCBI's taxonomy places the organism in Eukaryota, Fungi, Ascomycota, Saccharomycetes, Phaffomycetales, Wickerhamomycetaceae. The transcript has 2 exons. Bases 270 to 3296 code for a protein of 1008 amino acids. The record is from RefSeq and is a predicted model, not a curated record. Gene Ontology annotation, cellular component: actin cortical patch. Gene Ontology annotation, biological process: barbed-end actin filament capping.